CGCACGGAGAGCAGGACUUCCUGUGUCGAUCCCGUGUUUUCGUUCAGAUAACACUUGUUCUCCUGCACGCGGCACGAUGCUCGCUUUCUUCCUCCUCGUCCUCGUCGCGUCCCACAGCAGCUGCUUCGGCAAGAAUUCGGGUUUGGGGGAUUCCUGCGACUCCGAUGGGGAGUGCAAGCCUCGGCAUUCCGUGUGUGUCGAUGGAACGUGCGAGUGCGAGCAGAGUCACCUCGAGGAGGGGAAACACUGCAAGAUCCCGGUAGGGGAACUCUGCAGAGAAUCUUCGGAAUCUGAUUGCGUGAAUCACGCCGCCUGCGUCGGGGAUGGAUGGAGAACCUGCCAAUGCCAAGACGCUGGCCAGGUCGUCUUCGUCGUGGAACGCCGACGGUGCAGGAGAAUCCUGGGAAUCGUGGAGUACGUAUGCUUCCCGACUCGAUGGGAUGAGAAUCACUUCGAAGGAUUCCCGAUGAUUGUGGAGGCUGGCAUCGCUUCAGGUCGUGCAGAUCCCGAGGUACCCGUGGGCGUAUAUUGUCAACAUCAUAAAGAAGGUUGCGUGGAAAAUGCAGAGUGUCGGAAGAGAAAACCAAAAGAGUGCGAGUGCAACGAAGACUACAGGGAAGAAAAAGGCCGAUGCGGUGAGUUGACGAACUGGAGGAUCUCUUUCCUGCCGGAUGCCGAUGGGGCACCAUUUACUUUACCAUGAUUCAUCACCACCACCAACGACGAACAACUCCGAGAGCUUACGGCCCCUGACACCUAUAAGUACCUCGGUGUGGAAGAGAACUCUUCCGUGGCUGUCAAACGCACGAAGCAGAGACUGACGACAGAAUACAAACGCAGAGUCCGUCUCGUACUAAAGACCGAGCUGUCCGGGAAACAACAAGAUCUCUGCCCUCAACAGCCUUGCCACCCCUGUCCUCAACUACAGCUUCGGAGUUAUAGAUUGGUCACCUACGGAACUCCAAGCUAUCAAUCGAGCGACCAGAAAACUCCUAACCAUGCAUCACACCCACCAUCCGAAGGCUGCCGUCGAGAAACUCUACCCUCCGAGAUGCAAGGGAGGGGGGGACUCAUCGAACUCGAGUCCCUCUAUAAGCGGACGACGUGGGAAGUCGCCAGAUACGUCGAAAGGAAGCAGGGAAGACUCAUUUCCAUCCUGAGAGAGCGAGAUGCCCUGAAGAAGUCCCACUCCAUCCAGGGAGAUGCCACCCGCUUCCGAAACGCACUCCAUCUCCAUGACGACUGCGACACGAAGGAUGUGAAGACGGCAGAUCAAGGACAAAGAGAAGCACGAUGGAAGGAGAAACCGCUUCACGGCCAGCAUCCCAAGAUCAUGGAUAAACCAUCGAUCGACUCAGACGUCAGCUAUAACUGGCUGAAGAAGGGACUGCUGAAUGCCGAGACAGAGAGCAACAUCCUAGCCAUUCAGGACCAGUGCAUUAGAACUCGUAACUACGAGAAGCACAUCCUGAAGCUGGAUGUGGAAGACCGCUGCAGAUGCUGUCAUGGACCACCCGAAACGCGUACAGCAAUCUUGGGCACGGCCAGCAUCAUUCGCCUUGUCCUUCAGAAUUAG
Darwinula stevensoni is the source of this 1576-nucleotide messenger RNA. NCBI's taxonomy places the organism in Eukaryota, Metazoa, Arthropoda, Ostracoda, Podocopida, Darwinulidae. The record is from the annotation of a GenBank genome assembly.